AUGGUUGAAAUCUCUGAAACCUCCGACGACUCCAAUGGAGGCGACGAUCAAGAUCCAAACAAGAAUAAACCGCAAGAAGAACUCCAGAAGAAUCCGAGAAAAUCAGUCGAGAAAAUCACUUCUUUCCACAUUCCAGACGAUAUCACCGAAGAAUGCCUCGCGUAUGUAGGGAGAUUUCACUACCCGGAUCUCUCUCUCGUCUCCAAAACCUUUAGCCGUAUCAUCAAAUCUCCGAUUCUCUACGACUUGCGCUCGCGCCUGGGAAGUACAGAACCCGUUCUUUACGCUUGCGUGGGUAUCACUCGUUUUACAAACCCUAACUGGUAUAUCCUCUAUCGCAAACCCUACAGAAACUUGCGUAACACGGUUUCUUUGCAAUUGCGUGAAAUCCGUUCCCCUCCCAUGCCUUGGGGAUCUGCUGUCGUCACAAUAGGGCACGAGAUGUAUGUGAUUGGUGGCUGCGUAGGCGAGAAACGAACAAAGAAUGUGAUUCUCAUUGACUGCAGAUUCCACAAGUGUCGCUUCCUCCCGAGUAUGCAAGUGGCUCGAUGCCGUGCAGCCGCCGGAGUGUUCGACGGGAAGAUAAUCGUAAUCGGAGGUUGUGAGAUUGGAGCUACGGAGUGGCUCGAAACGUUCGAUGUAAAGGACAAGGUUUGGAAGAGUUACAAGUGGUCACCAGACUCACCACAACAACCUAAUGUGAGUAGCGAGGAGUUUGUGACAUACGCGAUGAUGGAGGAGAGAUUGUACGUUUUGUCUAAAACAACAGGUUAUGCUUACGAUAACAGAGGAGAAGGAGGUUCAUGGCCGAAGUUGGAAGUAGGAGAUGUAAUGAUGAGUUUUUGGUGGCAAGAGUCGUCUUGUGUGAUUGAUGGCUUGUUGUUUUCCACUAAUCCUCAACGGGUGUUUUCUGAUUCUGCAAUCAUCAUAUAUGAUCCAAAGGAGAAGUCUUGGGAACCCUUGACUGGUUUACAAGGUUUUCCUUCUAAUAUCCUUCUCCACGAGUCUAAAAUGGCGAAUUUUGGUGGGAAGUUGGUGAUUCUUGGAACAGAUGAGAGUCGAUAUUCAAAGUAUGAUGGGAAAAAAGAGAUUUGGUGCGUAGAGAUCGCUUUGGAAACACGGCAAGGAGGUGAGAUUUCUGGGAAGAUCGAAUCAGUAGCGGUUGUGCUUACAGUUCCUCCGGCUUCUAUCGAGCUUUGUCGAACUGUUACCGUUUGA
Messenger RNA from Eutrema salsugineum, 1218 nucleotides. RefSeq names its product putative F-box/kelch-repeat protein At2g21680. The record is from RefSeq and is a predicted model, not a curated record. NCBI's taxonomy places the organism in Eukaryota, Viridiplantae, Streptophyta, Magnoliopsida, Brassicales, Brassicaceae. The transcript has a single exon. Gene Ontology annotation, molecular function: protein binding. The coding region runs from base 1 to 1218 and encodes 405 amino acids.